This is a messenger RNA of Saprolegnia parasitica CBS 223.65, 1271 nucleotides long. RefSeq lists its product as hypothetical. The record is from RefSeq and is a predicted model, not a curated record. Bases 18 to 1262 code for a protein of 414 amino acids. Lineage: Eukaryota; Oomycota; Saprolegniomycetes; Saprolegniales; Saprolegniaceae. The transcript has a single exon.
ACUUGCUCGGUUCCGCCAUGACCACCGACCAUACCAUUGACACCUCCGGCCGGUGCUGCGACGUGUGCUUGGAGCCCGUCCCGCUCUGGGAGAGCGUCACCAAGCUCUGUGGUGACGUGUGUGCUGCCCACCUCUGCGUCGAGUGCACGGAGGCGUACUUUGACCACCGCCUCUCCGACUUCAUUCCCGGGCUCCUCACCAAAGUGCACUGCCCCGUCUGUCUCGUGCCGAUGCCAAAGCACAAGUACAUGCAGUACGUGCAGCCCGACCUCCUCGAGUAUGCGGCCAAGUGCGUCUUCGCCGCGUCCGAGCUCCGCUGCCCCCACUGCGACGAGUCCACGCCGUUCGUCGAAGCGUAUUCGUCGCGGGCGAUGUAUCCUCUACGCUUGCCAAAGCCGCUGCGGCAGAAGGUACCGUGGCUGCGCCGCCUCGGCACCAAGUACGUGCGCUACAAGCUCCCCGCGUCGACGCUCUUCGACUACAUUCGGUCGACGUUUUCCGACUACUACGACGUCGUGUACAUGCACACACUGCGGCUCAUCCACGACCCUGAGCGUCGCGCCACGUUUGCCAUGUACCAGCUGCACCAAACGCGGCUCGUGGUCACGCCCUGCUGCGGCAAGGCCGUUUGCUUUGGCUGCAAAACAGCAGGCCACCACGAGAUCUGCGACGAUGGCGAAGCGUCGGAGCGCAACACCGUCGUGCUCUGUCCCGAGUGCAGCAUCCCGAUCGUGCGCGGCGACGGCUGUGACUCGAUCAAGUGCGUCUGUGACACGUACUUUUCAUGGCAGGAGCAAGUGUUUGUCGCCGAGGAGCGCAGCCGCAACGCUCGCUUGCAGGCGGUGCUGCGCCUGCCCCACGGGGCGCGCGUCCUGAAGCGUGUCGUCGAGUACUGCCGGCAUCUCGUGUGGCGCAGCCGGUUCCUCGAUGUCGUUUGGCACCUCAAGGUCCGUCGCUUCCGUAGCGUUGCGUGGCCUGUGCUCGCACCUCUGCUCCGCGCACGCGUCCAACACCGCCGGUUCACGGCUGUGCUGGACGAGCUCCGGUCGACGGUGCGCCACCGCGCUCUCUGCCGCGAAAUCCACGCGCGAGUCUGCCGCAUCGACGCGGCCAAGACGACAAUGGGGCUCGUCUUGCACGAGAUGCGCAUCGUCGUCAGCGAUUGCACGGCACGACCUUGCGUUCCUCCUGCUGCCAAGACCGAGCCCGCCGACGACACGACUAAGGCGCCCGUCGACUGUGUCAUGGCGGCCAUGGCCUAGCUCCAUUUU